AUGACCAAGGCAAGUCUUAUAAGGAACAACAUUAAAUUGGGACUGGCUCAAAGUUUCAUAGUUUCAUUCCAUUAUGAUCAUGAUGAAAGAGAAGAUGUUCAAAAGAAAACAUUCACAAAAUGGAUAAAUGCACAAUUUUCUAAGUUUGGAAAGCAGCACAUAGACAACCUCUUCAGUGACCUGCAGGAUGGGAAACGCCUCCUGGACCUCCUGGAAGGCCUGACAGGGCAAAAACUGCCAAAAGAAAAAGGAUCUACAAGAGUUCAUGCCCUGAAUAAUGUCAACAAGGCACUGCAGGUCUUACAGAAAAAUAAUGUUGAUUUAGUAAAUAUAGGAAGCACUGACAUAGUGGAUGGAAAUCAUAAACUCACUCUUGGUUUGAUCUGGAAUAUAAUCCUCCACUGGCAGGUAAAAAAUGUGAUGAAAACUAUCAUGGCUGGAUUGCAGCAAACCAACAGUGAAAAGAUCCUUCUGAGCUGGGUUCGACAGUCAACACGUAAUUAUCCACAGGUUAAUGUCCUCAACUUCACCUCCAGCUGGUCUGAUGGGUUGGCUUUGAAUGCUCUCAUCCAUAGUCACAGGCCAGACCUCUUUGAUUGGAAUAGCGUGGUUUCCCAGCAGUCAGCCACCCAAAGACUGGAACAUGCCUUCAACAUUGCCAAAUGUCAGUUAGGCAUAGAAAAACUUCUUGAUCCUGAAGAUGUUGCUACCACUUAUCCAGAUAAGAAGUCCAUCUUAAUGUACAUCACAUCACUCUUUCAAGUUUUGCCUCAACAAGUGAGCAUUGAAGCCAUUCGGGAAGUGGAAAUGUUACCCAGGCCAUCAAAAGUGACUAGAGAAGAACAUUUUCAAUUACAUCAACAGAUGCAUUAUUCUCAACAGAUCACAGUCAGUCUAGCACAGGGCUAUGAGCAAACUUCUUCAUCUCCUAAGCCUCGAUUCAAGAGCUAUGCCUUCACACAGGCUGCUUAUGUUGCCACCUCUGAUUCCUCACAGAGCCCCUAUCCUUCACAGCAUUUGGAAGCUCCCGGAGGCAAGUCAUUUGGCAGUUCACUGAUGGAGACUGAAGUAAACCUGGAUAGUUACCAAACUGCUUUAGAAGAAGUACUCUCAUGGCUUCUUUCUGCAGAGGACACAUUGCGAGCACAAGGAGAGAUUUCAAAGGAUGUUGAGGAAGUAAAAGAACAGUUUCAUGCUCAUGAGGGGUUCAUGAUGGAUUUGACAUCUCAUCAAGGACUUGUUGGUAAUGUUCUACAGUUAGGAAGCCUACUGGUUGGAAAAGGAAAAUUAACAGAAGAUGAAGAAACCGAAGUUCAAGAAACAAAUGAAUCAUCCCUAAAUUCCCAGAUAGAAUGUCUCAGGGUAGGUAUAUGGGAAAACAAAGCAAGUAAUUUGCACAAAGUUCUAAUGGAUCUCCAGAAUCAGAAAUUAAAAGAGCUAGAUGACUGGUUAACAAAAACUGAAGAGAGAACAAAGAAAAUGGAGGAAGAGCCCUUUGGACCUGAUCUUGAAGACCUGAGCCAAGUACAACAACAUAAGGUGCUUAAGAAGAUCUAGAACAAGGAACAGGUCAGGGUCAAUCAAGCCACUCACACAUGGUUGUAGUGGUUGAGAAUCGAAGGUGAUUAAACAGCUGCUUUGGAAGAACAACUUAAGGUACUGGGAGAUCGAUGGGCAAAUAUCUGCAAAUGGACUGAAGAUCGUUGGAUUCUUUUACAAGAUAUUCUUCUAAAAUGGCAGCGUUUUACUGAAGAACAGUGCCUUUUUAGUACAUGGCUUUCAGAAAAAGAAGAUGCAAUGAAGACCAUUCAAACGAGUGGCUUUAAGGAUCAAAAUGAAAUGGUAUCAAGUCUUCAAAAUAUAUCUGCUUUAAAAAUAGAUCUAGAAAAGAAAAAGCAAAGCAUGGAAAAACUAAGUUCACUCAAUCAAGAUCUCCUUUCAGCACUGAAAAAUAAGUCAGUGACUCAAAAGAUGGAAAUGUGGAUGGAAAACUUUGCACAACGUUGGGAUAAUUUAACCCAAAAACUUGAAAAGAGUUCAGCACAAAUUUCACAGGCUGUCACCACCACUCAGCCAUCACUAACACAGACAACUGUAAUGGAAACGGUAACUAUGGUGACCACAAGGGAACAAAUCAUGGUAAAACAUGCCCAAGAGGAACUUCCACCACCACCUCCUCAAAAGAAGAGGCAGAUCACUGUGGAUUCUGAAAUUAGGAAAAGGUUGGAUGUCGAUAUAACUGAACUUCACAGUUGGAUUACUCGUUCAGAAGCUGUACUACAGAGUUCUGAAUUUGCAGUCUAUCGAAAAGAAGGCAACAUUUCAGACUUGAAAGAAAAAGUAAAUGUAUGUUCUGCUUCAAAUCUUAUAUUUCUAUUUUGCACUGCUUUCAAAUUCUUUUGUUUCAAAUAUCGGUUUUAUAGACAUUGA
This is a messenger RNA of Rattus rattus (black rat), 2430 nucleotides long. RefSeq names its product dystrophin-like. Gene Ontology annotation, cellular component: plasma membrane. The record is from RefSeq and is a predicted model, not a curated record. Gene Ontology annotation, molecular function: protein binding. Gene Ontology annotation, biological process: synaptic signaling. Lineage: Eukaryota; Metazoa; Chordata; Mammalia; Rodentia; Muridae.